GUCCUCGGGCGGCAGGACACGUUGGAACGCGCGAUGGCGAUGGCAUCCGACCAUGUGCGGUAUCUGAUGCUGCUGUUGGUUGUCCUGCUCGGCGAUGCUGGCCAAGCGGCCGAUCCCGUGGGCACAGGAGGACCCGCGAUGGUGCACGUCGGUGAGGACGCACUGCUAACGUGCGUGGUGAUGACACCGUUCAACAACGACACCGUCCUGUGGCGCAAAGGACCACACGAGAUACUGUCGGCCGGCAUGAACCGGGUCACCGGCGACAAGCGGAUCAGCGUGCUGCACGAUGACUCGCCCAAAGGCAGAACUCCACUCGGCGGCGAUGUGUGGGUGCUGCUCAUCAAGGAAACACGUUUGAACGAUUCCGACGUGUACGUGUGCGAGGUGAACAGUGACCCGAUUGUAAGGAGCUUCCAUCCGCUAACAGUCACCACCACCGCCUCAUCGUCCGCCUCUCCCGGCCAGUCAACGUCACCGGAAACCGUAACCUCGGAAGAGGACGAAUCGUCCGACAUGUACACCGACUCGGAGGAGGAAGUGAGCCAGGACGGUGUGCCGCUGGUGACGCACGAUUUCACCGACUGCUGUCACGCGAACAACGUGUCCGAAGCGUGCAUGGGGUUCUGCGUGCUGCACAACAUACUGGACGGCUCGGCCGGUGCGGAACCGGAGCAGUGCGAGCGCGACUUCCCGAACAUUGUGCGCUGUAUGGCGGACGGGCGGAAUCAUGUGCCGUGCUGCGUGGAGAAGGGCAUACCGGACCUCUGUCAGGAUAUGUGCCGCGGAGAGUAUACGCCCUUUACCGAUCUGCUGAAGUCGCGCGUGUCCUGCGUACAGCACACGCUGCCGGGGCUGCAGUGCAUCCUGGACAACAUCCAGCGGCUACCGUCCGAGCCACAAUCCGUCUCGGUGGAACCACUGACGGAGCGUUCGCUGCAGGUUAGCUGGCAAGCACCGGAAAAGUUGACCGCCAGCGUAAAGUACUACCAGAUCAAUGCAACCCGGCUGCAUGCGUUCGAUCAGGACUUUCUGGCGAACGCUACGGACACGAAGGAUGGAUUGGUCACGCUGCAAGUUUCAGCCGAUCAGACGACGGCCGUUCUGUCGAACCUGUCGCCCUUCACGAUGUACACCGUCACUGUGAGUGCGCAUAACGAUCACGGUUCCAGCUUGCCCAGUAUGCGCAUUCGUGCCCUUACACUGGAGGGUGGUGUCGUCAGCAAGCAGACCAGUGUCGCCGUCGUACCGGUACUUCCAGAUGUACGUGGUUGUUGCAUGAAGAAAGGUAUCACACAUCGCACCUGUCUGGAGAAGAUGUGCGAUCCAGUAAAGGCCGACUUUACCGAGGUACCGGAUCUGAUGGUUUGCGCACCGUGGGCUAACAUCACCUUUGCCUGCCUGGCGAACAACAUCGACCAUACGCCGUGCUGUAAGAGCCGUGGAAUACCCGAAGGAUGUCUUUCGUUCUGUUCCGGCACCGUCAAAGCGAUCAACUUCAACUACUUCAAAUGUCUCCAGUACAUGUCCGAGUACAGUAGCUGUCUGCUGCAGGGGUACGGUGUGCUUUCGGGUCCUCCCUCAAAGCUGAAAGCCCCACUGAUAGCCAGCCAUUUUGUGGUGUUGGAAUGGAAACCACCCAAGAUUCUGCCAGAUACGGUCACCGCGUACCAUCUGCACCUCCGCAAACUGGGCAGUGGCGAGGAGUACACCGUGCUGGAGAAAGAUCAAGCCCCGGUGAUUGUGGAGGAUCUGGAAGCGUUCACCUACUACGAAGCGUUUGUUGUGGCGGUGAAUGCGCACGGCAAGGGUGGUCCCUCACCUCGCUUGGUGUUCCAAACGAAGCGCGAUAUGCUGAUGGAACCGGCCCACACACACUACAACAUAUCGGCUUGUUGUCACGCCUCUGGUUUGUUACCGCAGUGUGCUCCACUCUGCAGCUACGAUGCCAAAAUGUCCGACAUUCAGAAGUUGGGCAACACAUGCCGCGGGCAGAUUGGAACUAUUGUGCGCUGUAGUGCUGGUGGACGAGACCACACAUCCUGCUGCAAUCGUCGGGCAGUUCCACCCAAAUGUCAAUCGCUUUGUCGCGGUGUUAUUACGAGCUCGCCUGCCGAUUGUUUGCCAUUUGCGGGUAACAUUAUACAGUGCUUUGAGGAGGGCAUUGGACACAUUCCGGCACCGGUUGAGGAUCUGCACGUUACAUCCGUGACGAACACUUCCAUUUCGCUUGCCUGGGUACCGUCGGAAAUGGAUGCAAACAAUACGGCCAAUAAACCAUCCGAUUAUCUGGUCCAGUACGGUAAGGUGAACAACAUGACUAUGUACGAGACGGUGAUAAAGUUGGAACAUGAACUCAACACUACCGAAACGGAUAUAGAGCUGAAAGAUCUCGAACCGAAGGCGCUCUAUCGCAUUACAGUCGUAUCCCGCGGCGACCAUGGCACGUCUCUACCCUCGUCUAUGCUUCUGAUCAACACCUCCCGGACGGAUUCAGCCAGCACGGUUUACGGUGCACCAUCUCCGCCCCACUCGCUGGCAGUUUCGGCCCACAGUGCGACCUGGAUCACGGUGUCCUGGCAGCCGCCAGAGUUUUCCCAUCCACACGAGAGCAUCACCUACCGGGUGAUACACAAGGUGGCUAAUAACUACACCGUGAUCGACACGCGGCUUCUGUGGGUGCGGGUGAACAAUCUGCUCCCAAACACACAGCACAUCGUGUACGUGGUGGCGAUUGGGUCCAAGGGAACCAGCCUACCGUCCGAAACGCUCGUAGCGUGGACGGAUCCCGCCUUACCCGCUUACGUUGAUCCUCCCACCGUACACCCUUCGGACAUCAUCUCCGAAGGUGGAUCCAUGACGAUCCUCUGCCUAGCAAUGGGAAAUCCAGCUCCAACGAUCUCACUCUACGUCGGAGGACAUCUGGUGAGGCAGGAUACUUCACGGCACAUGAUUACCGUGAUCCACAAUGUCACGACGGAUAUGGAACACAUUUCCUGUUAUGCCGACAACGGUUACGGCAUCCCAAUGCAGGCUGCCAAGAAGGUCAACAUUAGCUUUGCUCCUCGUAUACAGGCCUCGGGUAUAACGGUGGCAUCGGUGGGGGAGUCGGUUGAUCUGAAGUGUACCAUCCGUGCCCGUCCCAUUCCAAAAACCAUGUUCUGGCGGGAUCACGACGGACGCGUUCCAGUGAUACAGGGUGGCAAUUACGAUAUGUCCAUGAAGAACGAUGUUGAUGACAACUCGCUGUACGUGAUGACACUGACGAUCGCUAAGCUUGGCUCGCAGGAUGUUGGCGAUUACUUCUGCCAUGCGGAGAAUGCGUUGGGUUCGUCGACGAGAGCCGUAUCGGUGCGCAUCCGCAAUACGGCCGCAUCGUCCAACAUUUCCGAGUGCUGCGCGGCACAAAACGUAUCGGCAGCGUGUAUGAGCGCUUGCUCGUUCUACAUCGACAUCGAAAGCGUGAUCGAUCGGCCAGAGUGCAUCGUGGACUUUGACAAGCUGAUGCGUUGUGCUGCCGAUGGUUCGGACCAUCGUGGCUGCUGUGCCUCGAAGGAUGUACCGAGACGGUGUCUUAACUGGUGUCGCGGUGAACCGAUCACACCGCCCGGUAUCUGUGCGCUGCAGCACACCCGCACGAUCGUGGGUUGCUUCCAGGAGAACCGUGAUCGGCUGCCUGGACCACCACAAAAUCUGAAGGUGCAGGUACUGAGCGACGAGGAGGUGCUGAUCCGAUGGGAUCCCCCGGCAAAGAACCCAAGCACGGUGGAAGGAUAUCGGGUGUUCUGGCACGAUCUCGAACCGGUCACUGAUAACCUUUCGAACGUCAUCAACGGGCUCGCGACGAGCCGGUUGGAUGCGAAGGAAACGAGCAUCAAGCUGGAAGGCCUCAAACCGAACGUCAUGUACGAGCUCGUGAUCAAGGCGGGCAACCAUUUGGGUGCUUCGGUACUUUCGGAACCGCUACGAUUCACGCUCGGUGAUCAGCACAUCACCAGCGCAUCGCACGGCACUAACGCCGGUGUGGUCAGCGGCAUCAUUGCCGGGUUGCUCGCGAUCAUACUUGCGAUCGCGGCCAUUUUUGUCGUAAAGCGUGGAAGGUUUGGACCGAAGCAAGCAAACGGGGGCGUUGCGUUCGAAAAUCCGAGCUAUCUGCGCGAGAUGAACGUCGAACAUGUGCAGAUUCCAGCCGUUUCUGGACCGGGAGUUGGCAAUGGUGCGGACUGGCGGCAGGAAACGCUGCACACAGCGAACGGUACGGCUACGACCGGGCUCACGCAUGACAAUUCCGUCGUCCCGAUGGCCACCGAGGUGAACCCGUCGCUGUACGAGGAGCUCAAGCUUGGCCAUGAUCGUGCCGGGUUCAAGCGGCUCGUCUCCUAGGAUACGAUGAUGGCCGACCCGGAUAAACCGCUGGUCGGAGGUGGCACGGUACUUGUACAUACCAGUGGACAGUUUUAGAUGUGAUCAUCGACUAACGCGAGUUUCGAUACGUAGUUUGUGAAGGCCGAUUUGUAUUUUGUACUCAUAAACUCUGUGACACGCGAAAAAAAAAGGGAAAACCCAAACGAUAUGGAGGGGAAGGGGGGGAAAACCAUGGGACAAGCAAGUGCAACACACGGACAAACACCGUAUACUAGAGUAAUAAGGACGCAACCACUAGGGCCGACACACGGUAGAUCACCGAUCUUCGACCAGCAGUCACUCAUCGCUGUUGUUACGUUUCACCGGUGUGAUAGAGUUCUGGUGUCACGAAAUGACAGAAAACCAACCAAACACAACGACAGUGAUGCUUCUUCAUUGCACCAUGCACGACGUGGAUGAUGGCCCUGAAGAGGAGGGGUCUGCAUGCGGCCACCAAUCCCCAUCCGCAGUAAACCAAGGCGCAAAGCACAAGUACCGCUCUAGUCAACUAAGGAAACGGAAAUUGAUAUUGACAACAUAUGGAACAGAACAUCCGUUCGUGUUUUUUUUUGGGGGCAUUAUGUAUGUAGUACAUCGUUUUGGGGCGGAAUAUCCGCAGGCAUUCCUCCACGUCUACACUGAUUAGUUACCAGUCCGUUAGGGUUUUUUUUCUUCUUACAUUUCUCACCUUCCCACCAUCUGUCCAAAAUACUUAAACAACAUGACAACAUGUCGAACAUGUGUAAUCUCAGUAGCUGUGGUAUCACUAAUACGCGUAAGCUGUCGUUGUCGCGUCGUGCACAAGUAAUUUUAGACUUCUCUCUCUCUCUUACACACACAUCGAUACGAGCUUUGGUUUUACCUUUUUCUCACCAAUCCAACUACAAAAACAUUAUCCUCAAAAUGGACACCGGCACACAGGAAAUAGUAUACCCGAGAGGUGUGAUUUUAAUUAGGCUCUAUGCAAAUGUUUAGAAUGUUAACAAAACGUGACAAAGACCAACGUAUAUCCCAUCACACAAUGUUAUUUGCGCACGCGGGUGAAACGUUCGCAUGAGUGUUUCAGUGUUCCCUUUCCGUUCACGUGAACAUUAUUAGUAACCCCAGUCAGUGCACACCGUAGUUAUAACGGCAGAAGGUAAAGAAAAAAAAAGAGACAGAAACACAUUUUAAAUAGAAAGGAACGGUUGUUUGAGCCAUUUUAGUGAAUGAUGUGCGAGCGAGCGAGCGCGCGUGCGUGUGUGUGAGUGUGUACGUGUGUCUGUAUGUGUGUAGUUUGUAAAACGGGAUGGCGCGUGUGCGUGCGUGUGUGUGUGUGUGAAAAAGUGUGCAGUAGAAAAAAAAGUGAACGACGAUAAGUGCAGAGGAUCGGAUCGGAUCGCAGUGUCAGAAGUGGGGGGCAGGAAGCAAUAAAUUUGAGGAUAGUUUUUAUAAUAAACAAA
Molecule: messenger RNA, 5846 nt
Organism: Anopheles moucheti
Lineage: Eukaryota; Metazoa; Arthropoda; Insecta; Diptera; Culicidae
Product: Ig-like and fibronectin type-III domain-containing protein 1
Exons: 11
Coding region: 34-4383 (1449 amino acids)
Molecular function (GO): protein binding
Source: RefSeq, a predicted model, not a curated record